AUGCAACAAGCCCGGAAGAUCGCAACUCGAGAUGAAAACCUGAUACAGAGUCUCCGUGUCCUCAAAGGGCAACACGGCAACGGUGUCCUUCUAUGCGCUAUGCUGAAUAUCUCCAGCGCACAUUACGCGGCUGUUCGACACCAAAUCGCGGAAUGGGCCAUUUUCGACCGGGUCUUCACGUCCGGUGAGACAGGCAUGCGCAAGCCUGACUUGUGCUUCUACCGACAUGUACUCAGUGAGAUCCGACAGCCUGCCGAAAAGGUGAUCUUUGUCGAAUCAAACCCCGAGGACGUUCUACCUGCUCGAUCCAUCGGCAGUCGCGUUGUCCUCCACACACAGGCAUCCAGUCUUCACCAACAGCUACAGAACUUACUGGCAGAUCCCAUUGAGCGAGGAAACGAGUUCCUCCGCGUAAAUGCAAAACGGCUAGACAGCGUCACAGACACCGGCGUUACUAUUCGGGAUAACUUCACCCAGCUCUUAGUGUUGGAAGCUACUAAGAAUCGUGAUCUGAUCUACCUUGAGGAGCACCCAAGGACGUGGAACUUCUUUAUAGGGAAGUCGUUGCUCACGUCCAGUGCGUAUCCCGAUGACUUCGACACUACAAGCACAGCAUUGACCGUCCUGGAGCCCGACAGAAAGAUUCAACGACGGCAUUGUUCUGGUAUCCUCCUCACCAUGCAACAUUUCAGGCAACAACCAACUAACCUCUCCUGGGAAAGACGUACUUUGACCGCUCUAGACCGCGUUGAUCCGGUCGUCUGCGUCAAUGUCCUGAGAGUUUUCUAUAAGCAUGGACGCGGUCACGAGCUACAGAACACCCUCCAUUGGGUGCGCGACGUGCUGAAGAGCCGGGCCUAUAUCGAAGGCACGCGAUAUUACCCGACUCCCGAAGCAUUUCUGUACUUCCUCGGCCGUCUGCUCGAGAGUGCAAACGACGUCUACCUCCACCGCGAACUCUUCCUUCUUCUUCGAGAGCGAGUCCAGGAGCGCGUCGGGCUUUCCGGGGACGCACUUUGUCUUGCCAUGCGUCUGCUCACCUGUCAGUAUGUCGGGAUUACAGAUGAGGCCGAUCUAGCGAAACUCUGUUCAAUGCAGUGCGAGGACGGGGGAUGGGAGCCCGGGUGGGUGUAUCGGUACGGGAAAACCGAUGUCAGGAUUGGCAACCGGGGAUUGGCAACAGCUUUGGCUGUGAAUGCGCUAUCGCAAGCGGAGGUACACAAGACUUCUCGAGACGCUGGGCUCAAGCGUCAAGGUGUGUUUAGUAUCAGUAUCCCGACGGGAUUCAAGUCACUCUACUGGGCCCUCGUGAACUGGAUGUAUUCUUAUCGGCAAUCGGUCAAGAUUUCGUCAUAA
Messenger RNA from Aspergillus viridinutans, 1356 nucleotides. RefSeq lists its product as uncharacterized. The transcript has 5 exons. Bases 1 to 1356 code for a protein of 451 amino acids. NCBI's taxonomy places the organism in Eukaryota, Fungi, Ascomycota, Eurotiomycetes, Eurotiales, Aspergillaceae. The record is from RefSeq and is a predicted model, not a curated record.